AUGAGAAAACAAAUGGAGAAUCCAAACAAAGAUUUAAUGGAAGCUAAUCCAAGAAAACUAAGAGUUUAUUGUUUCAUAUGGCUGCUAAUAUGUAUAUCUGUGUUGAUUCUUUGUGCAUUAUUAUCCAGAGCAGAAGAAAAAGUCGUAAUUAGCGAUGUUGCUGAUGAUAAUAUGCCAAGGAUUUACUCCGUUUUGGUUGAAGGUGAAUCGUUGGCUUUUCGUGAUCGUGCUAACAUCAACAGAAAAAUUGUGGGACUUGAAGCAAAGAAGAUAGAAGAGAUUCACAACAAAAUUCUUGGAAGCACACUUGGAAAUGGAAGUUAUACAAAGCUUUAUAGCUUCAAACAUAUCAUCAAUGCUUUCGCUGUCCGUACUACUCCGUCUCAGGCCAAGAAACUGAUGAAAGCAAAAGGAGUGAAGGCAGUGGAAGAAGACAAAGGAGUGAAACUAAUGACAACUUACACUCCUGAUUUCUUGGAACUCCCUCGAGAUGUCUGGCCAAAGAUCUCCAGCGACGGCGACAGACGUGCCGGAGAAGAUAUCGUAAUCGGUUUCGUGGACACCGGAAUCAACCCUACUCAUCCGAGCUUCUCCGCAUUCAAUCCCACCAACCCUUUCUCAACAAAUCUCUCACGUUUGAAUUUCUCCGGCGACUGUGAGACCGGUCCUCUCUUCCCCGCAGGAUCUUGUAACGGAAAAAUCAUCUCCGCAAGGUUCUUUUCCGCCGGAGCUCGAGCUUCCGUCGCUCUCAACAGCUCCUUGGAUAUACUCUCUCCGUUCGAUGCGUCCGGUCACGGAAGCCACGUGGCGUCGAUCGCAGCCGGAAACGCAGGAGUUCCGGUGAUCGUAGACGGGUUCUCCUACGGCCGAGCCAGUGGUAUGGCCCCACGUGCACGAAUAGCCGUUUACAAGGCGAUUUACCCAUCAAUCGGAACUCUUGUCGACGUAAUUGCUGCCAUCGACCAAGCAAUAAUGGACGGCGUAGAUGUGCUGACACUGUCGGUGGGACCGGACGAACCACCGGUGGGUAAACCGACGGUGCUCGGGAUAUUUGACCUCGCAAUGCUAUUGGCUAGAAAAGCAGGAGUCUUUGUGGUGCAAGCAGUAGGGAAUCAUGGCCCAUCACCGUCUUCCGUGCUGUCUUAUAGUCCGUGGGUACUUGGCGUCGCCGCCGGGAAUACGGACCGGUCUUAUCCUGCUUCUCUCAUCCUCGACGGUGGCCAGACCGUUCAGGGCGUCGGACUUUCAGGUCCAACUCUUGGAGCUCCCUUCCUUCAACACAGGCUAGUCUUAGCCACAGACGCAGUAAGAACAAACGGAUCGGUUCUACAAACCUCAAUCAUAGACAUCGAAGAAUGUCAACGACCGGAGUAUUUCGAUCCGGCAAAGGUUUUUGGAAGUAUUGUGAUCUGUACGUUCUCUGACGGUUUCUACAAUCGGAUAUCUACCGUCCGAGCCAUCAUCCAUACCGCAAAGUCUCUUGGGUUCAUGGGUUUCAUACUCAUUGCAAACCCUAGAUUUGGCGACUAUGUUGCAGAACCGGUUAUAUUUUCGUCUCCCGGCAUUUUAAUCCCGAAAGUAUUAGAUUCCCAGAUGAUCUUGAGGUACUACCAAGAGAAAACUUACAGAGACGAGAAAGGAUUGGUGACGCAAUUUGGGGCACGAGCCAGAAUCAGCGAUGGCCGAAACUCGAUCUUAGCCGGAGAAGCACCGGUGGUGAGCAGAUUCUCCUCGAGAGGGCCUGCUUUUCUCCAUACAAAUGGGGAUCUUUUAGAUGUGCUUAAGCCAGAUAUUCUUGCACCUGGUCACCAAAUAUGGGGAGCCUGGAGCCGUCCUAGUGUCUUUGAUCCCAUUUUCACAGGACAAAACUUUGCAAUUUUAUCAGGUACGAGCAUGGCAACUCCUCAUAUAGCAGGAAUCGGUGCGCUGAUAAAACAACUAAAUCCUUCUUGGACACCGGCUAUGAUUGCCUCGGCCAUUUCCACCACGGCCAACAAAUAUGCUAGUUCCGGUGAAAAAAUAUCAGUGGAGUCUUAUGAUAUUGGCACAUUGUUUCCGUCUAAUCAUUUCGAUCAUGGUGCUGGCCAUGUUAAUCCUGCUAGAGCCAUAAACCCCGGGUUGGUUUUACCCACAGGCUUUCAAGACUACAUCAGUUUCUUGUGUUCACUGCCAAACAUUGACCGGAUUAGGAUUCGAGCCGCCACCGGAGUCGGGUGCACCACCGUGCUUAGCCAUCCGGCAAAUCUUAACCAUCCAUCAGUGACUAUAACUGCACUUAAAGGGUCACUAGUGGUGAGAAGAAGUUUUCAAAACGUCGCCAACAAGACCGAGACAUAUCUUGGUUCGGUUUUAGCUCCCAAUGGUACAUCCGUACGAUUGAUCCCAUCUUGGUUUACUAUACGGGCACAGAAUAUCCAAAACAUAGACAUCGAGUUUAAUGUCACGGAAGCCCUAAACCAAUUUACAUUUGGUGAAAUCGUUCUCACUGGAAGCUUAAACCAUAUUGUAAGAUUACCGUUGUCGGUUAAGACCAUACCAGUUUGAAUAACAUGUCCCUUUUUACAACUUCUGAACUUCGAACUUGUAAUGUGUCGGAACCAUUUCGUUGAUUUCUUUAAUGAAUCUCAGAGUCAUUAAUGCUAUUUACAAGAAUCUCAGUGGGAGACAGAUUUAUCAAGAUUUUAAGAAUAUUUGUGGAUUUCAGAAGUAAAGAGAUUGUAAAAAUUUUCAAAGAUUUGUAUGGAAUGUAAGAGUUAUGUUCA
Molecule: messenger RNA, 2762 nt
Organism: Thlaspi arvense
Lineage: Eukaryota; Viridiplantae; Streptophyta; Magnoliopsida; Brassicales; Brassicaceae
Source: the annotation of a GenBank genome assembly